Molecule: messenger RNA, 1122 nt
Organism: Ipomoea nil (Japanese morning glory)
Lineage: Eukaryota; Viridiplantae; Streptophyta; Magnoliopsida; Solanales; Convolvulaceae
Product: 50S ribosomal protein HLP, mitochondrial-like
Exons: 6
Coding region: 475-972 (165 amino acids)
Biological process (GO): translation
Cellular component (GO): mitochondrial large ribosomal subunit; ribosome
Molecular function (GO): structural constituent of ribosome; large ribosomal subunit rRNA binding
Source: RefSeq, a predicted model, not a curated record
AACAAACUUAACCUAGCAGUCAUCUCCAGAUCUCCCAUUUCCCUGGCCCCAGUCCCCAUCUGCCAUCUGCGCUCUCCCGCUUCUCCGUUCUCAGUACCUCAGCCGACUCUCAUCCCUCACCGCUCCGGCACCAUCCCAGACUCCCUCUGCAGUCUGCGGCUCUGCCUCUCUGCCGUCUCUGACUCUCUACCUCUCUGGAGUCUGAUCGUCUGCCUCUCUGCUGUCGCUGUAUCGAGCUCCAGAUAAUGUUGUUAAUAAUACAAUACCGAACAAUGUACAACUAUUAGAGACAAGUUGUUCUCAUCCUGAUAAUGGUGAUAUGAAUUCUACUACACUGGUUGUUAUUACGGAGAAGGCUCAUCAUUGCUCAACCCUUCGCCGGCUGAUUUUCUCCCAUUGACGGCUCCACAUAAUUAGCUCACUCACGAAAGAUAAGGACUUCCAUAAAUUUGUUGUGUGAAUUUGUAACCAGUGAUGGCUGCAUCUUCUUCUCGGUUGCUCCGUGCAGGUUGUUCUUUAUUGGGUGGCCUUUGUAACAACUCUGCCUUGUUCACGAGAGCAUCACCUGAGAUUAUAUCCAACGAUUUAUUCACACAGCAACUAAGAACGUUUAUACAAAUGAGGACCAACCUGAAAGUGGUAGACAAUUCGGGUGCGAAAAGAGUUAUGUGCAUACAAGCAUUGAAGGGCAAGAAAGGAGCAAGGCUGGGGGAUACAAUAGUUUGCUCGGUAAAGGAAGCGCAGCCAGGUGGGAAAGUGAAGAAAGGAGAGGUUCACUACGGCGUAGUUGUUCGGGCUGCAAUGCCAAGGGGCCGGUGUGAUGGGAGCGAAGUGAAGUUUGACGACAACGCUGUGGUGCUUAUCAACAAGCACGGAGAGCCAAUCGGUACCAGAGUUUUCGGCCCCGUUCCCCACGAGCUUAGGAAAAAGAAGCACAUCAAGAUUCUGAGCCUCGCGGAGCACAUUGCCUGAGGUAAUAGAUACUCUUCCUGUGCUGUGCUACUUUGGAAUAGGUCUUAGUACAAGCUAGUCUUGUUUUUGCUAGGGUCUGGGAUUGAAUAGGUACAUUAUUUUACCCAUGUUACCAGGAUACAGUGGACCAGGAUUUACAUAUUAAGAUGG